This is a messenger RNA of Perca flavescens (yellow perch), 4211 nucleotides long. It is a transcript of the gene nlk1, whose product is annotated as nemo-like kinase, type 1. The coding region runs from base 821 to 2248 and encodes 475 amino acids. Lineage: Eukaryota; Metazoa; Chordata; Actinopteri; Perciformes; Percidae. The transcript is spliced from 12 exons. Gene Ontology annotation, molecular function: ATP binding; MAP kinase activity. Gene Ontology annotation, biological process: protein phosphorylation. The record is from RefSeq and is a predicted model, not a curated record.
CAGCAGAGUGAAAAGCAUCAACCCUCCCCCACCCGGCUUUAUCAGCCUCUGCGCCCUGACAUGCUAGCCAGCUAUCCGCUGUAAAAGCGACCAUAGAUCCUUACAAUCCCGCGGAACACAGAGGGCAUCCUGGAUAAGACAUACCCAUCCAGAACACACCAGAAACGGCCUUUAUGGGACGCUUGUUCGGUGGAUAUUACGACGCGAUGGGCAGCAGCUAACGGGCAGUCCAAAGCUAGCUGCAGCUAGCUGGUCGGCUAGCCGGGGUAGGAGCUCCGCAGACCCGCAUUUAACUCGGUUUUUUUGCUUUUUUGAAACUAGUUUCCGUGCCAUGUCAUCUUUAAUUUAACCUAUAUUUUUUUGUUUAUUUGUUAAGUUAAAUGAUAAAGGGAAAGGCUUUGUUUUUUGGAUAUGUAGGUCAGUGAAUAACCGAUGAUAGUUAUGUGGGUCAUCAUCGGGUCGACCUGUUAGCAGGAACAGCUGGUUAGCACGGCAGCUAGCUGGAUGAGGGUAAUUUUAUUAUUAUUUAUCAGUCAUUUAAAACAGAAAGGCAAUACGUACACAUGCUUGUGUUGGUGAGGAUUACUCUGCAGAUUGUGUAUGUGAGUAUAGCAUCGAGUGGAGCCUUUUAAUUGUUCAUAUUUUGGAGUCUUCGCUGACCAUCUUCGGCUAACUUAGCUAGCUAGCUGUUAGCUAAGCUAGCCGAGCAGCUUCACUAAUUCACCAGGACUCACCGGGAUCAUGCUGAGCGUGGCGCCGUGGUUCCUGCGUGCCUAGCCGACAGCGAGGACUGUUUUCGGGGCGUUUGGCGAGCGGAGUGAUGGCGUUCCACGGCGCCGGCCGGCAGACCGUUUGUGGAGACUUGUUUCCGGGCUCUGAGCUGGGCCACAAGUAUUUCUGCGUCAACUCGUCGUGCGGAGCCCCGUCCACUGGCCUCAGCGCCACCCCGUGCCUGACCGGGCCCACCGCGCCGGCCGGGACGCCACGGCACCCCACGGCUCUGGGAGGCAGCGCCGGCGGGGGGGCGGCCGUGCCUCAGCCCUACAGCAACCCGGCCAGCGAGGUGCCCAGCCCCGCGGAGAUGGAGCCAGACCGCCCCAUCGGCUAUGGAGCAUUUGGUGUUGUCUGGUCGGUCACUGAUCCGCGUGACGGCCGUAAAGUGGCUUUGAAGAAGAUGCCGAACGUCUUCCAGAACCUGGUCUCCUGUAAGAGGGUCUUCAGAGAGCUCCGGAUGCUCUGCUUCUUCAAACAUGACAACGUUUUGUCAGCUCUGGACAUUUUGCAGCCUCCACAAAUCGACUGCUUUGAGGAAAUCUACGUGAUAACAGAGCUGAUGCAGAGCGACCUCCACAAAGUGAUCGUGUCUCCUCAGCCUCUCACCACCGACCACAUCAAGGUCUUCCUCUAUCAGAUCCUCCGAGGUCUGAAGUAUCUGCACUCUGCUGGGAUCCUGCACAGAGACAUCAAACCUGGAAACCUGCUGGUCAACAGCAACUGCCUGCUCAAGAUCUGUGACUUUGGCCUGGCGCGGGUGGAGGAGCCCGACCCGUCCCGUCACAUGACCCAGGAAGUGGUGACGCAGUACUACCGAGCGCCGGAGGUGCUCAUGGGCUGCCGGCACUACGGCUCGGCCAUCGAUGUCUGGUCAGUGGGCUGCAUCUUCGCAGAGCUGCUGGGACGCCGCAUCCUCUUCCAGGCUCAGAGCCCCAUCCAGCAGCUGGAUCUGAUCACAGACCUGCUGGGAACGCCUCCUCUGUCGGCCCUGGCGUCGGCCUGCGAAGGAGCCCGAGCCCACAUCCUGAGGGGUCCGCACAAACCGCCGUCGCUGUCGGUGCUCUACAUGCUGUCUGACGGAGCCACUCACGAGGCCGUGCACCUGCUCUGUCGGAUGUUGGUCUUCGACCCGACUAAGCGUAUCUCCGGCAGCGAUGCCCUGUCCCACCCCUACCUGGAUGAAGGGCGCCUGCGGUACCACACCUGCAUGUGCCAGUGCUGCUACUCGGUGCCCAGCGGGCGCGUCUACACGCGGGACUUUGAGCCGGUCGCCGAGCGCCCGUUCAGCCACAGCUACGAGAACAGCCUGCUGUCGGUGUGGCAGGGCAAAGAGUUAAUCCAUCGCUUCAUCACGGAGCAUGAGCAGGGCAAACGAGUGCCGCUGUGCAUCAACCCUCAGAGUGCUGCCUUCAAGACCUUCAUCAGGUCCACUGCGUGGCACUCGUCCAAGGUGUCCAGGAAGGAGGAGAGAUGAAGAGCCCCUCCUCUUCCUCCUCAGGAGUGACUGCACAGUUUGAGGAAGGAUUUCAUCAGCUGUGAAGAUACUGAAGAGUUUGGGUCUUUUUCCUUUCCGUUUGGUUCCUCUGGCGAGAUGAGAGGACAGACCCCCCCCCCACCCCCUUCUCCUAAACAGCUGACCUACCCGAGCUCCUCCUGAAGAUCCCUCCUUGUCUUCUACUAAGUUUCAGCUUCACUCUUUUAUUUUUAUUUUUUUUAGAUGACCCAAACAGCUGAUGCUCGAGCUGUUUUCCGGUGCUGAAUUUAAAAAAAUAAAAAAAGAUCCUCUGAAGUGCUUGUGGAGGAAUGAGAGAGAAGAGGAACUCGGUACUACAGUGGAUUUCCCAUCAAUGUUACUAGAGACAUUUAAGAAAAUAAUGGUUUUUAAUUGUUUGGUAGAACUGUUGCUUAGUUGAUUUUUUUUUUUUUUUUUUUGAAGUCAUUCCAGCCGUGUGCAAUAUGAUUUAAUUUAACCGGGCGAUGAACUCGGCACCAGAUCGGAGCUCCCCAAACACGACGACAUUAACCGCCCAACGCCCCCAGGGGUUCAGUCUUUAAACUCAUCACUCACUGUGUUGUCGACGCAGCGUUAAUAAUGCAAUCUAACAGAUGUAGCAGGUUUUCACCACAGUCACAACCCCACCCACCCAGCUGUGUUGUUUGUGUUUUGGUGAGCGGUGGCCGGUCCUGGAUCAGUGUUGUGUGUUCUCCUCAUUCGGCAGGACGGACUUUAAUCUGGAACUCGUUCCCCACAGUUUUUAAAUUCUGACGUUUUUAUUUUGAAAGCUACGUGACAGGAAAGUGUAGAUCGUAGAUUGUUUGCUCUGGUCUGAAUCAGCUGAUGAGUUUGUAAACUUGGAGCGAUUUUUUUUUUUUUUUUUUUUUUUACUACCCCAAGCGUACUAAAAUGUGUCCUUACAAAUCACACAAGAACGUCCCCUCCUCUGAUUGGUCGGAUGUGUCUGGGGGCGGGAGCAAGAAAGUAAAUACAGGAAGAAGGUCCUGUGUUCUGGAAGUCUUCAUGGUCAAACCAGCCCAUUUCAUUUAAAUAACCAGACAUAGUGUCUGCUCUGCUCACCGAGAAAUAAUAAUAAAAUAAUAAAAAUAAAACCCGCUUAACCCUAGAGUCGCUGCUCAUUCUGAAGAGAAUCACCGUCACUCCCUCACUCACUCUACCACACACACACACAUUCUCUCACUGUGACUCUAGAGUCGGUUCUCCCUCUGAAGUCUGUCGGUGUUUUACUGAAGGUAAACACCAGCCGGACAGUCGUCCUGGUAACUCAGACUCCAGCUUGUUUCUCUGCUGCUGACUGCAGCGAUCCCGUUGACUGCUGGACCGAUGUCGGAGACCGAUGUCGGAGACCGAUGUCGGAGACCGGUGUCGGAGGCCGAUGUCGGAGACCGAUGUCCCCAUCAGCCACUCAGACUCAGUAACAGGACAACCGGGUCCCGGUUGUUAAAACCAGGAGUUACUCUUUAACCAGUCGGCGUCCCAACUCGAGCCUCUGCAGACAGUUGGUGUUGAUGGAAAUGAAAGUGAAGUCUGAUGAAUGUUGAGCAGCGCUGUGACGUGCAGCGCUGUGUAGAUUAAGUAGUGCCACGUGUGAACCCAGAUAUCAGAUAUCCCUACGCCUGCAUAGUUUCACUGCAGCAACUUCUCCUGGAACCUCUUUAUUAUUUUUAUUUCAUUUUUUUUAAGGAUCUCAGGAACUUUUUUCGACGAUGGUUAACGGUUGCCAGCAGCGCGCCGGCAGGCCACCUCGCCGUUCAGCGGCGUUAGUUUGGUCACGUGUUUGAACGUGCGGCUCUAACGUGCGGAGCUCCUGAGAACUCACCGAAGGAUCGUCCUGCUUCUAGUUUCUGCAGCUCCUCACUUUCCUGGACCGUGGGGGUUUUGAAAGAGUAAUGCCAGAUGUCCUGAUCCUCCAGCAGGCAGG